AUCACAUCUAAGCAUCGUAAGUUAGUCAACAUGGGCAUAGUCAAUCGUAAUCACGGAUGAACAUCGACAAAAGAAUGGAUGCAUGCUGGAUUUUUUUUUCAGAUGGAUGGAUGAAUGGAUACGUGAUUUGGACAAGUUCGAUUUGAAUGACACGACGAUGUCACGCUAGUUUUCUUUGUCAUUGCACGCUUGAUGGGGUUCUUUAGUCGCGCGGGAGUGACAUGCAUGCACCAUUCUUUUGAAUCGAGUUCAUUCAGCGAUUAUUAUGGUUGGUUUAUUGAGUAAGAUACUCAUCAUGGCUCGUUAGAUGUCCGCCCCCGUUGAAGAGAAGCCCGUCGAGCAGCAGGUCGCCGAGGAACAAGUUGAAAACACCACUGUUGCCGAUACUCCCCAGUCCCGUGGUGAAAAGAAGGCUCGCAAGACCAUCUUGAACAACGGCUUGAAGCCCGUCGCUGGUAUCACCCGCGUUACUUUCACUCGUGGUCGCGGUGUUGUCUUCGCCAUCACCAGACCUGAUGUGUACAAGAGUGUCAACUCUGACACCUACAUCGUUUUCGGUGAAAUGGAAAUGGAAAACAUGCAAGCCCGUGCCCAGCAGGCUGCUGCUCAACAGCUCGCUGCUGAAGCUGCUGCCAAGGCCGAAGAAGCUGAAGCUGCUGCUCCUUCCGCUGAUGCCGCUGCUGAGGAAGAGGAUGAUGAAGAAGUCGAUGCUACUGGUGUUGAGGAGAAGGACAUCGAAUUGGUUGUCAGCCAGGCCAAUGUCUCCCGCAACAAGGCUAUCAAGGCUUUGAAGAACAACAACAACGAUAUCGUCAAUGCUAUCAUGGAACUCACCAUCUAAAGACAUUGUGUUGUGCAACCGAUAAAAAACAAUCUAAUAAACACCAUUUGCAAAGUCUACGUCUUUCAA
This is a messenger RNA of Radiomyces spectabilis, 910 nucleotides long. Its product is annotated as NAC domain-containing protein. Gene Ontology annotation, cellular component: nascent polypeptide-associated complex; cytoplasm. The record is from RefSeq and is a predicted model, not a curated record. Gene Ontology annotation, biological process: protein targeting to membrane. NCBI's taxonomy places the organism in Eukaryota, Fungi, Mucoromycota, Mucoromycetes, Mucorales, Radiomycetaceae. Bases 308 to 841 code for a protein of 177 amino acids. The transcript has 3 exons.